AUAGAGGCUGGUGGUACUCAGGACUUCAGUAGAUUCGAGGUUGCUUAGUGAGAACAAGGUUACGGUCUCUAAACAUCCUCAAUAUAAACACACAGUGUACAGUUUGCAGUGAAUGUACUGUACUGCAGAAUACAGUGAAUUGUACCGUACAGUUUCAAUAUGACGCACCUACUAGGUCCAGUUGAAUAUCGGUGUCAUAGUCCAGAGGAUAUUUCGGGGGCCUCUACUGAGAUAAUAUUCAUACAGGAACCUAGAAAACGUCGAGGAGUUUUUAAACGACAAGACGAGAUGAGGACAAGAUCCCACUCUGCAGAUAGAUUAUUAGAAGACGACAUUGAUAUGAGACUUCAACUCACUCCCUUAGUAACACAAGUGACCGGGUUGGACAGCCAGGGGUCAUCAAUAGAAACCAGGUCGCGUUCAACCCUAGACACCUCCAGGGCUAAAACAUCAAGAAACCGGUUUUCAGCACACAACAACAACUACAACAACAACUUUAACAGAUCUCUAAAUUGUGAUACCCUGAAAGUUUCUCGUCAAAGCAGUUCCAUUAGCAGACAGGAUAGCUCCACCAGUCGUCAAAACAGCCUGUCAAGUAGAUAUGAGAAUUCGUUUAGUCGGCAGAACAGUAGCAGGCUAGAUAGUCGUCAGGAGAGUGUUUCCCGCCAAAACAGCUGUGUCGAGGAAAGUCCUGUGCUGAGGUCAUCUUUGCUUCCAGAAAAAGCAUGGCGGCAUACUUCUCAGGCAAAACUCUGGGGACACAGACGUUCUUACUCGGGUUCGGUAUGGGAUUCUCAAAAUGAUAAACCUAGUAUCAAGACCAUUUACGCACAUAUGCGUCACUCAACUGAUAUCCUGAGCACACUGGAGACUGCUAAACCUACAAAAUCAAGAAUAGAUCUAAUUGAAGAACAUUUACAUUUGGGAAAUAUUGAUGCCGCUACGGAUGUUUUAACUCUUCAAUCCCAUGAUAUUACUCAUAUAGUCACCAUUAUCCCCCUGCCUAGAAAAAUAAGUUCCUUGCUACCCAGAAUAUCCUAUAUACAUAUACAGGUUACAGAUAUCCCAAGUGAAGAUCUGUUUUCUCACUUUUCACGAGCUAUUAAGUUUAUUGAAGAGGGCAUGCAGACAGGAAAUGUUUUGGUUCAUUGCUUCUAUGGAAAAUCUAGAUCAGCAAGCAUAAUUUGCGCAUUCAUCAUGCAGAAGUACAGGAUUGGUUUUGACCAGGCACUUGAAUUUGUUAGGUCUAAAAGAAGCCUGGUGAACCCUAACCCUGGGUUUAAGGCCCAACUACGUCUCUGGGAAUUCUUGAAAUAUAAAAUAGAUACGAACAGUGUUAGGUAUAAAAUGUAUAGAACGCACAUAGUAAGUGAACAAAUGAGAAAAGCAAAGAUCUUAUCCCGAGAAGUGCUCCUACCUAUUCUAGAAAAUCCAGAUAUUCGAGAUGACCCCUCAGUGCUUUAUGCUUGCAAACAGUGCAGAAAACCUCUUGCAACAAGUUUACAUCAAUUACCUCAUUUACCAGGGGAGAACCCUCACUGGUAUAACCCUUUAUCUAAAGAAAAAAGGGGAAAGUACUGCUCUAAGUCUGUUUACGUAUCCCCCCUGGAUUGGAUGUGUGAAAGUAUUAGAAGUACAUUAUCUGGUAAACUGUACUGUCAGUAUUGCAAUUCCAGGAUAGGGCAGUACAGUUGGGUUCUAGGAUUGGACUGUACAUGUGGUGCUAGUGUUUCUCCAGCUUUUAAACUUGAUAUGACCGCCAUUACAUUCAACACACCUGAUAAACAUCUACAGAAUAUCCCGCGGCAACCUGUGUUGGUCUGACUAACCCUUGCCUUGGCUCUUCUUCAGCAAUCACACACUCAACACACGCUCAGAAAUAAAAUCAAGCAUUAGAGUUUUCAAUCUUAGAGAUCAAAGAUGGCAUUUAUAGCGCUGGGCGACGUUAUCGCAGCAUGGAUAGCUUUUUUUCUGAUUAAAGGGACUGUAAGCUUAAGUAUGAAUUAGAUAUCAAUAUUUUUAAUUUUGAAAACUGAUCAUUUCAAUAGUUGGUUCUAAGUGACUUGCAUUUUUACCUGAGAAAAGCAUAAAGGAAAUACCGGAACUAAACACACGUUUCAAGCUUUUCCACAUUAUUGAUCAGGAAAAGGACCAAGGUUUCAAUUUUGAAUCAAGCAUCAAAUGCCAUCUUUUCAUGGAGGGUCAAUUGACAUUUUCCUUACAUCCCUUUAACGAACUGGAUAUCCCAUUAACUGCUUGAGGUGAUCAAUGUUUCAUUGACAAUGUUUUGAAAAAUAAAGGAUGCUCAUGUCAAUAGACGAAUAGAAUAAGUUAAAAACAAAUGGUUACAUAAAUCACUAAUCCGUAACAUAAAUUUCAAUUAACUCUAAUGUAAUAACGGAUAGGAAAAAAGUUAAUGACCGGCCCCAGCCCUUCUGACUGCUCUAAAUGUUAUCUAUAGAAAGUUAUUGCAAGAAAGCCAAGGCACAGAAUAAUUUUGUUUUUUAAAUAAAUAGAAAUUGUUAAAAGAAAUUGAA
Messenger RNA from Eurytemora carolleeae, 2537 nucleotides. Its product is annotated as dual specificity protein phosphatase MPK-4. The coding region runs from base 160 to 1824 and encodes 554 amino acids. NCBI's taxonomy places the organism in Eukaryota, Metazoa, Arthropoda, Copepoda, Calanoida, Temoridae. The transcript is spliced from 25 exons. Gene Ontology annotation, molecular function: protein tyrosine/serine/threonine phosphatase activity. The record is from RefSeq and is a predicted model, not a curated record. Gene Ontology annotation, biological process: protein dephosphorylation. Gene Ontology annotation, cellular component: nucleus.